CAGCUGCUUCCCUCCCGCAAGCUCACCACAGCCCCCAACUCUCGGCUCACUGUCUCUCUGAAUUUAUCUACUUCCCACGCCUAUAAGGUGCUCCGACUCGCACAUCUACACCCUCACUCACACCACACUACCCUGCUCGCUAGUCACCUUCAAAGCUGCAACAAUGGUCAACAGGAACCGUAGGCAGGUCCAUGCUUACAAUCCCGACGAGAUCGAGCGACUCAAGCGCGUUCCUCUCCCUCCGAAACUCAAAUGCAGCAUGUGUGAGAAGAACUACAACGCUGCCAACUUCGGUGAGAAGCAGAAGACCGACGUUCGCUGGCAGAUCUCGCGGGCAGGCCGCAUCACGACUAACCCGAAGUGCUCCAAAUGCACCGGCGGUCAGCUCGUCGAGAUCGAAUGCACCCAUUGCCACAAGACAAAGGGUCUAGAGGACUUCGCGAAGGUGCAGCGCAGAAAGCCUGACAACGCUCAAUGCUAUGCCUGCACAGACAUCCAGCUCGCACGGCUGCCUGUCAACGAAGAGCGCUAUGACGAUCCUAGCAAGGCGUUUAUCAACACCGAGAGCUCCAGUGGCCGUAUGCCAGAGUACUGGUCGUCCACCAACUCCGCCCGCGACACUGAGUCCAGCAACGGUGAAUGGCCAGACACAGAGUACUCCGGUCGAGGCCGUCGCAGGCAAGACGGAGGUGGCAUCAACCCGUCUGACCAGUUCCAGCACGCGAUGUCCAUCGGCGGCGAAGUAUCUGACACACUCAUCGAUUCGGAAUUCUCGUACACGCCUGUAAACGACACCAAGCCAAGCGCAUGGAGCGAGGUUGCAGGUACCAAGUCAUGGCACACCGGCACUGCCUCCAGCGCUCGGAAAUUCAACCCUGAUAGCUACGGCAGACCAAGCACUCGCUCUAUCUCCAAUUCUGAUUAUUCGUUCAACUCAAGCAUCGCGGAGCGCUCUCAGCCUGGCAGCGACCAGAUCGGGAACAGAAGCGGCUUUUCCAGGGUCAAGGCCUACCGUCCGCCUACACCACCUAUGCUGCAGGAGGAGCACGAGUUCUCGUCGCCCGAGAACUCAGACUCAGGCGAAGAGGAUAACGACAGUGACGACGACACCAUCAUCUAGGAGGGACGGGCGAGCGGGCAACUAGCAGGCAUUCGAGGCAUCCAUGAAGCAUUAGGAGUACCCUGGGAUUAUUCCAGGCAUCUUUAGGUUAUUGGAAAAGCAGGUGCGGGUCACUUUCAUAGUUAGCUUGACUACACGAAUGAAGCUACAUUUCAUUCGAGUACAUUUUUUUUGCGAGUGAGAAAAGGGUUGUCCUCG
Didymella exigua CBS 183.55 is the source of this 1318-nucleotide messenger RNA. RefSeq lists its product as uncharacterized. The transcript is spliced from 5 exons. The record is from RefSeq and is a predicted model, not a curated record. Bases 164 to 1120 code for a protein of 318 amino acids. NCBI's taxonomy places the organism in Eukaryota, Fungi, Ascomycota, Dothideomycetes, Pleosporales, Didymellaceae.